AUGGUGAAUUUGGCGAAUUCGAGAGGCUUAUUACUUCCUGGGACUAAACUCUUCGAACAGAAAUUCUUGGACCUGUGUUUAUCCCGUACUCCUGAUCAUCCCACGUAUUCUGCUAUGAUUUUUGUCGCCAUCACGGAGUUGAACAAAGAAGGUGGCUCUCGCGAAGAAGCGAUAUCAGAGUUUAUAAAGUCAAAGUACAGGAACUUGCCAUUUGCUCACACGAGUUUGCUCAGUCAUCAUCUAGCUAAGCUUGUGGAGAAAAGAGAGAUACUUUGUGAUUACAACAACAACAGCAACUACUGCUACACUCUCCCGGGAGAGAAGAAGAAUGGUGUUGCUUCCACUGAUGCUGAAAGACAGAGCGCUAUGAUAACGGUGAGAACGAAUUGCCAGCACGAGGAAGAAAGUGUUAGAACUUUGAAGUCUGGGGAUCAUAAAGUUGAUUUGUUUGAAGAACGGGGUUUGACUAAGUCCGAAACGAGCCUCAAACGUAAAUCAUGUGAUGGCAUUAAUGUCCUUGAAAUUGGGGACACGGAAGUUAAUGGAGUCAAGGCAUGUUUAAGGGAUUCGACUGUUGAAAUUCUCAGGAAAGAGGGAGUUGCUACACUACCAGAACCAGAAGUGGCUCUAGAGAAAAGUGAGACUGAAGGUAGGAUUGAAGUAAACAGUGAAGGAGGUGAAUUACAUGAGGUAGUUGUUCUAGAUGAGCAAAAUGAUGUGGUGAUGGAAGAUUCAAGUAAAGGAAAAGAGGAUCUAAUAGAAUUAAUCUCAAAGCAUAGAAAAGCGAAAUUGCGCAGAACAUAUAACAUGAUGGAAGAAGAAUGUGUACAAGUGAAGGGUGAAGCAUAUAAAACUCUUUCGGAAUGCCAAACCGAAGCAUGCGGCAAUAUCAUUGCUCUACAAGAAAUGCUAAAGCAGUGUAGAGAGAAAGACCAGCAGCAGAAGAACAUAGCGGUUUCAGAACUUGAUGAUGUUUCUCGUUUGCCUCUAUCAAUGGAAAGCUGCAAAGAACUGUGGAAGUUUGCCCACAAGAUACAGAGCCAGCUUUCUCUGAUCAUCGAUUCCUUUGAUGAAGCCGUGGUUCCAUAUAAUGAAUCUGGAGGAUGUGAAAUCGAAGGUACAAACAAAGAAUUCUUCAAAGAGGGUCCCAAAAUGAGAGCUCCUCGUGAGAAUAAUGGAUCUGAAAUACUCUCCAAACAGCUUGAACAGAAGGAAAGAGGGAGUGAUUCUCAAAAGAAACCACGGACCAAGAAAACGAGAAUCAAAAGACUCCGAGACAUAGGAACAACAGUAUUGAGGAAAUCACCUCGCGUACACAACAAGCCAAUAUGA
Thlaspi arvense is the source of this 1332-nucleotide messenger RNA. NCBI's taxonomy places the organism in Eukaryota, Viridiplantae, Streptophyta, Magnoliopsida, Brassicales, Brassicaceae. The record is from the annotation of a GenBank genome assembly.